This is a messenger RNA of Xylona heveae TC161, 999 nucleotides long. RefSeq names its product 54S ribosomal protein L4, mitochondrial. Gene Ontology annotation, cellular component: mitochondrial ribosome; mitochondrial large ribosomal subunit. The record is from RefSeq and is a predicted model, not a curated record. The coding region runs from base 19 to 777 and encodes 252 amino acids. Gene Ontology annotation, biological process: mitochondrial translation. Gene Ontology annotation, molecular function: structural constituent of ribosome. The transcript has 4 exons. NCBI's taxonomy places the organism in Eukaryota, Fungi, Ascomycota, Xylonomycetes, Xylonales, Xylonaceae.
GGCUCAAUUCUCCGCACCAUGUCAAUUUCCUCCGUCGGCCGAUGGGCGCGGUCUUCGCGAUCGUCAUACAUCCUCGAAACACCCCCAACUUUCCUCGUUCCGUCGCUAUGGAAAUCUGCACCGGCUGCCCGGAACUUCUCAACUUCGCCGUCGCGAUCUCUACCACGCGACUAUAAUCGUAACCGCGGUGUUUCUGCAAUUCGCGGCACUGGUCCUCGUCAGCCAUUAUCUGUUUCCAAGGAACCUUUGCCGGAGCCAGUUCUUGAUUCGAAAUUGAGGUCUAAAGUCCAAGUGGAUGAGAAUCAUGGGCUCUGGGGUUUCUUCAACAAGCAGCGUACAACCUUGAGCACGCCGGAGGACGAAUAUUCCCAUGGACGUUCUUGGUCGGUCGAAGAGCUGCGCUCGAAGUCAUGGGAAGACCUUCAUAGCUUGUGGUGGGUCUGUGUUAAGGAGCGGAAUCGAAUUGCCACAGAAACCUUUGAGCGAAACAGACUCAAGGCCGGCUAUGGAGAUUUUGAGGCUUCCGACAGGGACACGACUGUCCGUCGAACACAACGCGCUGUCAAACAUGUACUCACUGAGCGUUGGUACGCUUGGGAAGCUGCUCGGAAAUUAGCCAAGACCGAUGAAGAGAUUGACCUGAACAGCCCAGGUCAGAUUUAUCUCCCUCGGGAUUUUGAGGAGGAUGUACCUGAGGAGGAGGAACUGCGGGAUGUUGGGUCGAAGGAGCCGACGACUACGAAAGAACGGAGAGAUGCAGACAAGGUCACCGUAUAGGCGCCAGUUGAUUUGGUUCUGUUUCCCUCUUUUCUCGAAAUCGAUGUGCAUGGUCUCGACAGAGGGCACCUGAAGCCACUUAAUCUGCAUUUGUUUCUGUCGGGAUACUUGCAAUCGUUGUGUUUAUAGAUUAACCUGUACUUUGUAGAUUAUUUGCUCAGGGUCUCGCAAUAUAGGGCUGUGAAGUUUCUGGGCAGAAAAUAUUCCUGCCCUGAGUUGCAA